GCUCUACCCUAUAGCAGAAAUACUGCUACAGGGUGGCACGGGUGCGCAAAAUCACAGCCAUACAAAGCAGUGCACUUACAGUUUAAAGCACACACACAGCACACAGUAAAGCAGCACACAGUUAACCCUUUGAUCAACGCACAUGUUAACCCCUUCAUGCCCAGUGCCAUUAGUAUGGUGUCAGUGCUUUUUAUUAGCACUGAUCACUUUAUUGGUGUCACUAGGGAUGUCAGUAACACCAAGUCAGUGUCAGAAUGCCCGCCGCAGUCCCAC
This is a messenger RNA of Staurois parvus, 273 nucleotides long. The record is from the annotation of a GenBank genome assembly. Lineage: Eukaryota; Metazoa; Chordata; Amphibia; Anura; Ranidae.